UCAAAACUCAGGAGUGAAGACCGAAGACAGGAUGCAUCGGCAAAGAAGAUACUUAUAACGGCGCCAAAUUCGGCCAGGUCUCACUUGAGGUAAAGGAUGGAGACUGGGGGACCUCCCCCAGUGGGGAGGGCUUCCUCUCCAGAAUGGCCCUCAACAACAACAAGGCUGGAAUGGAGGGCCUUGACAGGGACAAGAUAAACAAUAUCAUCACCAAGGGCUCCAGGUUCUAUGAGAACGAGAUGAAAAAGGAACAGCAGGUGAACCAGCGCAUUGAGAGGAUGAUGCUGCAGAAAGCACACAUCACUGAGCAACAGUUGAGCAAAGCACAAACACAGGUGGAAAAGAUUACCUUUGACCUGGAGAGGGUUUGUGACUUGAGCCGUGUCACUGUGCACGUGGACAUGGAUGCCUUCUACGCUGCGGUGGAGACGAGAGACUAUCUUGACCUGAAGGACAAACCCAUGGCCGUGGGCUCUAUGAGCAUGCUGACAACUUCCAACUACCAUGCAAGGAAGUUUGGGGUCCGUGCCGCCAUGCCUGGCUUCAUCGCGAAGAAGCUCUGCCCAAACCUGGUUAUUGUUCCAACCYACUUUGACAAAUACAGAGCAGUGAGUGCUGAAGUCCGGGAGAUCUUUGCAGACUAUGACCCUCACUUCCUUCCCAUGAGUCUGGACGAGGCCUACCUGAACAUCAGAGGGCACCUGGAGCAGAGGAGGGUCUGGCCAGACGCCCUGCGUACCCACCGUCUCCGGGCCAACGACACUGGGACAGCUACAUCCGUGUCAGUGCCAGUUGAAGAGCAGGGUGAUGGCCUACAGGAGACAGUAGAGGGUCUGUCUCCUGUCCUGUUUGAGGACAGCCCCAGCUCCUCCUUCCCCUUUCUGCAGGAUGCUCCUGGGGGCGGGGCUGGGGGAGAUGUGAUGGUGUUUGGGACCUGUGCCGAGGAGGCGGUGAGAGAGAUGCGCUUCCGUAUCGAGCAGAAAACCGCCCUUACUGCCAGCGCAGGCAUUGCCCCAAACAUGAUGCUGGCCAAGGUGUGUAGUGAUAAGAACAAACCCAACGGCCAGUACAGACUCCCCUCUAACCGACAGGCUGUCAUGGUAUUCAUACAGGACCUGCCAGUCCGGAAGGUAUCAGGCAUUGGGAAAGUGACAGAGAAGAUGCUGGGAGCUCUAGGUAUCACCAGCUGUAUCCAUCUUGGCCAGGAGAUGGCGUUGCUGGCCUUGCUGUUCUCUGAGACAUCCUGGCACCACUUCCUCGACAUCUCCCUGGGCUUGGGCUCCACACACAUUGAGAGGGACGGGGAGAGAAAAAGCAUGAGCACAGAGAGGACAUUUGGAGAGAUGAGUGCAUUAGAGGAGCAGUUCUCUCUGUGCAGGCAGCUGUGUCAAGACCUGGCUCAGGACCUGCAGAAGGAGGCUCUCAAGGGCAAGACGGUGACGUUGAAGCUUAAAAAUGUCAACUUUGAGAUGAAAACCAGAGCGUGGACAUUGCCGUGUGCCGUUGCUACGAGUGACGAGCUCUUUGCUGUCGCUAAGGACUUGCUGAAGACUGAGAUUGACAACGUCAGCCCCCAGCCACUGAGACUGAGGCUCAUGGGCAUUCGAGUUUCCAGCUUUGUCAGCGCUGACGACAAGAAACCCCUGCAGAACAGCAUUGUGGGAUUCCUCCAGCAAGGCAGGGCUGACUCCAGUAGCUCCUCACAGAUCUCCUCCCACAAGCCUGUGAAAGAGCAUCAACCUAAGCCUCCAGGCCAGACCCAGCCCUUUCCCUGCCCUUCCCUGGUACAGCAGAGCCAGGGGCAGGAGGAUCACCCCUGGGUACCCAGCUGUGGAGGUGGGGAGGACUGGGGAGCAGCAGCAGUCCAUCUUCCAAAAAACUCGCGCCCAGAGGCUGCGGCUGCAAGCUGAGAGAGAGAACCCACCAGAGGAUGGA
Messenger RNA from Salvelinus sp. IW2-2015, 1935 nucleotides. The record is from RefSeq and is a predicted model, not a curated record. Lineage: Eukaryota; Metazoa; Chordata; Actinopteri; Salmoniformes; Salmonidae.